Acanthamoeba castellanii str. Neff is the source of this 645-nucleotide messenger RNA. RefSeq lists its product as uncharacterized. Bases 1 to 645 code for a protein of 214 amino acids. Lineage: Eukaryota; Discosea; Longamoebia; Acanthamoebidae. The transcript has 5 exons. Gene Ontology annotation, biological process: rRNA processing. Gene Ontology annotation, cellular component: small-subunit processome; Pwp2p-containing subcomplex of 90S preribosome. The record is from RefSeq and is a predicted model, not a curated record.
AUGGAAGGCGUGAAUGUGUUCCGGCUGACGGAGAAGCGCUUCCAAGGGAAGACGGGCAGCGGGGAGGGCCAACAGAAGCGAAGGCGAAAACAGAAGGAGGCGCAGCCGACAGAGGAGCCGACUUUACCCUGGGAGGAAGUGAUCGAUUUUCAUAAUUUGGAAGCAAACAGCCACUCAAAUCGGAGCCUCAUCAUCGAGCAAGAUGUGCAUCCUGAUGCCGACAACUUGGCUCCACGAAUGACAAAAAUCUACACUCUUGCUGAUGCGCCAGGCUUUGCCUUCAUUCCAAACCCCUUCACAUUUGAUGAGCAACUGCACUGGGCCGACAGAUGCGUGAGAGAGUACUCGGCCUCGGGCGUCGACGUGGAGCUCAAGACCAUCAACCUGGAGAACGGCGCCAACGAUCUCCGACUGGUGGUCGAUUUCCUCGUGCACCAACUCGAAUCGGGCAAGGACUUUGGUCACAUCCAAGCCUACAUCAACAUCGUUCUCAAGGCGCACGGUGAGGUGAUGGUGGAGCAAGAGCAUCUGCAGAACGACCUCAAGCGCCUGCGGGAAGCCCAGCGGCAGUCGUGGGCGCGGUUGGAGAGCCUGUUCCACCACAACCUGUGCCUCGUCGCCUACUUCCAGAACAUCCAGACAUGA